Letharia columbiana is the source of this 771-nucleotide messenger RNA. RefSeq lists its product as uncharacterized. Bases 1 to 771 code for a protein of 256 amino acids. The transcript has 3 exons. Lineage: Eukaryota; Fungi; Ascomycota; Lecanoromycetes; Lecanorales; Parmeliaceae. The record is from RefSeq and is a predicted model, not a curated record. Gene Ontology annotation, cellular component: mitochondrion.
AUGACCCUCCAGUUGCGAGGAAGUCGGUGCUUCUCACUGACAAGCAGCCUAUAUUCUGGACAUAGUCGAUGGUCCAAGAUCAAGCAUGACAAGGCGAAAGUAGAUGCUUCGGUGACCAAGCAGCGCUCUACUUUAACGCAAGAACUCCAGCUCGCCUCAAAGCAAUAUGGAGCAGACCCUCAGUUCAACCCUCGCCUCGCUACAGUAAUCACCGCGGCCAAAAAGCAAGGUUUCCCUAAAGCCUCCAUCGAGAAUGCAAUUGCAAGAGGACAAGGCCGUUCGCCCACGGGAGCUGCCUUGGAAUCUCUGACUAUAGAAGCAAUGGUUCCACCUUCGGUCGCUGUUAUCGUGGAAUGCCAAACGGACUCCAAAGCGCGGACUCUGGGCGACAUGAAGUUAGCUAUCAAAGAGUCUGGUGGGUCCAUGACACCCACCAGCCACAUGUUCGACAGAAAGGGAAAGAUCGUAUUCGAAGGAUCUAAAGAUAUUGGAGAAGAAGAGAUCUUCGAUCAGGCAAUAGAAGCAGGGGCUAUCGAUGUACAAAUGGAAGACGAUGGCAAAGUGGUCGUCUAUGCCGAAUCGAGCCAGACAACGGCAGUCGCGGAGACUCUGGUCAAAUCUUCGGGGUUGAAGGUUGAGAGUCUGGAUAUUGUUUGGGAUCCCAAAGAUGAUAUGAUGGUCGAUGUGGCAUCUCCCGAGAUGCUCGACAGCUUUCUAGGUCGAAUCCAAGACGACCCGAGCGUGCAAGUAGUGUAUACAAAUGCAAGCUAG